This is a messenger RNA of Blepharisma stoltei, 204 nucleotides long. The record is from the annotation of a GenBank genome assembly. Lineage: Eukaryota; Ciliophora; Heterotrichea; Heterotrichida; Blepharismidae.
AUGGAAGAACAAACCCAUAUACUUGCGACGGUACAAAAAUUGCUUGGGAGGACAGGUUCACGAGGUGGGAUUACACAAGUUCGUGUUGUUCUUCAUGGCGAUGAAAGUGGGAGAACUCUCGUUAGAAAUAUAAAAGGCCCUGUUAAAGAAGGAGAUAUGCUUGCCUUGUUGGAAAGUGAAAGAGAAGCCAGAAGAUUAAAGUAA